Molecule: messenger RNA, 748 nt
Organism: Callorhinchus milii (elephant shark)
Lineage: Eukaryota; Metazoa; Chordata; Chondrichthyes; Chimaeriformes; Callorhinchidae
Product: protein Dr1
Exons: 3
Coding region: 84-611 (175 amino acids)
Biological process (GO): negative regulation of transcription by RNA polymerase II; RNA polymerase II preinitiation complex assembly; chromatin remodeling
Cellular component (GO): negative cofactor 2 complex
Molecular function (GO): TBP-class protein binding; protein heterodimerization activity; core promoter sequence-specific DNA binding
Source: RefSeq, a predicted model, not a curated record
CUCUUCCUCGCGAGGCGAGCGCUCUAACCACUGAGCUACAGGACGCCACACUCUAAUCCUAUGACUGACCUCCAGACUAGAGCAUGGCCACGACGUCAGGUAACAAUGAGGAUGACCUGACUAUUCCACGAGCCGCCAUCAACAAGAUUAUCAAGGAGAUUCUGCCGAGUGUCAGAGUGGCAAACGACGCCAGGGAAAUGGUGGUGAGCUGUUGCACCGAAUUCAUCCACUUAAUAGCCUCAGAGGCAAACGAGAUCUGCAACAAGUCGGAUAAAAAGACUGUUUCACCCCAGCAUAUCAUGCAAGCUUUGGAGAGCCUGGGUUUCGGAUCGUACAUCACUGAGGUGAAGGAGGUUGUGCGAGAGUGCAAGACGGUGGCUUUGGAACGCAGAAAGGCCCGCUCGCGGCUAGAGAACAAGGGAAUACCGGAGGAAGAGCUUCUCCGGCAGCAACAAGAACUCUUUGCAAAGGCACGGGAACAGCAGGCGGAGAUGGUGCAGCAGGAGUGGCUCCAGAUGCAACAAGCCGCGCAACAGGCACAGCUGGCAGCUGGGGGCACUAGCACAACGGGUUCCUCGCUGUGCGAGGAGGAGGAGGAGGAAGAGAUGUGAGCACACCCCCCCAACCUCAACCCGACCAAAACGUCACUCCUUGCUCUUCCCCACCUCUCCCCCAUCCCAACACAAGGCUUCACUGACUGAAGACGUCUCCAAGCUUCAAGAGAUGGAGAGAGAUCAUUGUGCGUUCG